This is a messenger RNA of Morchella sextelata, 2139 nucleotides long. RefSeq lists its product as uncharacterized. Lineage: Eukaryota; Fungi; Ascomycota; Pezizomycetes; Pezizales; Morchellaceae. The coding region runs from base 1 to 2139 and encodes 712 amino acids. The record is from RefSeq and is a predicted model, not a curated record. The transcript is spliced from 6 exons.
AUGGCACGCAGAGCACCACCGGUGGAUCCCUUCACUCGUGAUGCCGAAGGGAAUCGUAUAUUCGCUCCCGGAACCGUAACCAAGCGUAAGCAUGCCACGCUUACAGAUCGUGAGCGCGAAAUCUACAGGGCAUCCUUGCUCCCUCUUGAAGAACAGCAACAUGCAAGAUUUCGUGAGUUGCACCAGGAAUCGCUUGAAAAUUUGCAAAGGCGUGAAGCCAUGGAACUCGCUUUACCGAUUGUAGAAACGGCGAAGACAGCUGAAGAAAGCCUGCAGGAGGAGCUUGCAAGGAAGGCGCUUCAAAGGAAAGAUAGGCUUAAUAAGGCUGCGGUUCGGCGGAACUGGGAGGCUGAAAAUGGAGUUCAAUUCACUCAACUCCCACACAAACGACUCCAAGAUGAUGAUAACUCUGAGGUAACUGGGAUACAGCCUACUCAGAAUUUGCUUGAGGUGCGUGUCCAAGAGCUGGAGGUGCAACCCGCCAAAAGGCGCCGUAUCCAAACGGACGAAGCUCGAGCCAAGGCUAUAGCGAGACAGGCAGAAAAAAAGGCCAGUGAACGGAAAGCAAUGUCUAUAUCUCUCCCAGAGGUCCCAGAGUGGGUCGGGGGGCUGGUUGAGCCAGAGAUGGAGAGACUUUUGGCCACGUCUACACAUUCGUCUCGUAUUCUUCAAAGCCAGGCCGAGGCUAAGGCCCAUAAGAUGGGAAGGAGCCACCCAGGUGUCUCAGAUACCCCAAGUGAGCUUCAAUCUCCAACAAAUGAAGGGUUCGAAAAUGAAGGGAGCAUCGUGGCUGAGAAUGGUCAAGUUUGGGCAUUCCCAAGCUCUGAUGAUUUGUUGGCUUAUAACACCGGCAUGAAAUAUGAUAGUCUGCAAGUCAACAACGGGCAAGAAAAUACCAUAGAGACCAUUGGCAGCGAGGGUGUCCCCGCUGAUACUCGGAACUGCACUGCUAUCCAGGAUGAAGUGGAAUCUCAGCCCGACUUCCCACAAUCCCCUACUGGUGAAACGGUGGCCCUGAAAAGUACUCCGUCUAUCCUUCUUGUCCACAAGCUUAUAAUUGAAGUGGAUGGCCCGUUAAUCCAAGGCUCCCCCAGGGUUCUGGAGCAUCUUACAUCUAGAAAUAGACUUGAGACGUUCCGUCGUAGAAUCUUCAAUCUGAAUAGAGGGGACCUCAGCGGUGAAGCGUGGUCCGGUGUUUUCAUUGCCUACCUGAAACCUAACACGGUCGGCACGUUCUCCUACUGGAACUUUGUUCAUACCGCCGAUGAUUAUAUCGAAUAUUUACACCACAUCGGAAGGGACGGUGUUCAGAAAGAGCAUCAUCUGGUUACCGGCAAUAGAGCAGAUGCUCAUCUGCUGCCCCCUCCUCACCCAAGCCGGCCUCCCACAGCCCUUACUAAUACCAAUACUGAAGGCGACCUAUCGCCCGCGGACACAGCCAGCUCGGCUCAAAAGAUCGAUCGCCGAUCCGCCCCGGCUAUCCCAUGGUAUCACACCAGCUGCUCGGAAAAGGACCAGCAGGGCUCCGAAUCCAGCCUAAUAGGCGGAGGUGGCGAGGAUAGUUUCUUGUCACAGGUCCAUCCCUCCUCUAUUGGCGAGGCGAUUGAGUUGGUUGAUCCUGGCUUGAGAUCAGACUUCUCGCAGCCCCAACCUACGCUGACCACUCAGUCACACGUCAUCCGUCCGAUGGCAAGUAAGACUUAUUGGGGUUUCGAGAGGCAAUUUUCGAUGAACGUUGAGGGCGAUAGUGGAUAUGGUUGUUAUGCACAAACCCAGUCAUCGUAUGUGUUCGGUGAGCUUCCAAACUGCCAUGGAGUUAAUUACCCGCCGAAUCCUCAACACGUGGGGCUCUCCGCAGUUGAAUUCUCUACAAGUGUCCCCACAUUUGAAGGACAGUACCGAGUCGUUGAACCGCCUUUCCUCUCCUGCCUUGCUGAGUACGACGGAGUGAGGACUUCCGACAACCAGCAUUUUAACUCGCUCGGCAAUCUCUUCCCCAAUGACGGAGAAAUAGGGAUUGACCACCCCGAUUUUUUCAAUUGCGUUGAAGAUGAGGGCGUGUCUGAUACGUUCCAUACCCCAGGGUUUCUCGAUUACCUCGCUCAAGGGGAGGCCAGGUCUCUACCAAGCGAACCCUAG